ACUCGAUCCGACAAGAUGGUAAGUGGGACGUUCGAAGGGGGCAAAUCCGCCCCAAUCCCGCCUCCGCUGUCUGAAGGCACGAUCACGGUUCGGACCCGCAAAUACAUGACCAACCGGUUGUUGGCCCGCAAACAAAUGGUGGUGGACGUGCUGCAUCCCAACAAGGCGUCGGUGCCCAAGACGGAGAUCCGCGAAAAGUUGGCCAAGAUGUACAAGUGCACGCCGGAUCGGGUGGUGGCCUUCGGGUUCCGCACCAACUUCGGCGGCGGCAAGUCCUCGGGCUUCGCCCUCAUCUACGAGACGAUGGACUAUGCCAAGAAGUUCGAGCCCAAGUUCCGCCUGAUCCGCCAAGGCGUGCUGGACAAGCCCACGCGCACCGGUCGCAAGCAGAAGAAGGAGCGCAAGAACCGCAUGAAGAAGGUCCGCGGCACCAAGAAGGCCAAGGUCGGGGCCUCGGCCAAGAAGUAAACCCCAUUUUGGUGUGUUUCUUCGACUCCCCCUCCCGUUUCUCCGCUCCCCUUGUCACCAUCUUCAGUACCAUCAUCAACACCACUAACUUUAUCAUCAUCAUCAUGGAGAAUCCCAAGACCGACGACAGAAGAUCCUCUGCCGGUCACAAAUCCUUCCGAUGGAGGUUAUGGUUGUUUCGGUCUUCGUAUUAUGGCUAAUAAACAACGAUUGACGAACCACA
Tigriopus californicus is the source of this 691-nucleotide messenger RNA. RefSeq names its product small ribosomal subunit protein eS24-like (gene RpS24). Bases 16 to 468 code for a protein of 150 amino acids. The transcript has 4 exons. The record is from RefSeq and is a predicted model, not a curated record. Gene Ontology annotation, cellular component: ribosome. NCBI's taxonomy places the organism in Eukaryota, Metazoa, Arthropoda, Copepoda, Harpacticoida, Harpacticidae. Gene Ontology annotation, biological process: translation. Gene Ontology annotation, molecular function: structural constituent of ribosome.